UGGGUGCUGCGGCGGGUCGCUCCCCACUCCCCACGUGCACGUGGGGUGUCCCUGCCCUGCGUCCUGCAGGUGAGAUGCCCCUGUCACACAUCAUGAGCCAGGAUCUGGAGAAAAUUGCCAUGGAUUACAUCAUGCCGUGCCUGCACGAGGUGGGCUUCUGCUACCUGGACAACUUCCUGGGCAAGGUGGUGGGCAACUGCGUGCUGGAGCGCGUGAAGCAGCUGCACUGCGAAGGGGCCCUGCGGGACGGCCAGCUGGCCGGGCCGCGCGCCCAGGUCUCAAAGCGGCACCUGCGCGGCGACCAGAUCACGUGGAUCGGGGGCAACGAGAAGGGCUGCGAGGCCAUCAGCUUCCUCCUGUCCCUCAUCGACAGGCUGGUCCUGUACUGCGGAAGCCGCCUGGGCAAAUACUACGUCAAGGAGAGGUCCAAGGCAAUGGUGGCAUGCUAUCCAGGAAAUGGAACAGGUUAUGUUCGCCACGUGGACAAUCCCAAUGAUGACGGCCGCUGUAUCACCUGCAUCUACUACCUGAACAAGAACUGGGAUGCCAAGCUACAUGGUGGGAUCCUGAGGAUAUUUCCAGAAGGGAAGUCGUUCGUAGCAGAUGUGGAGCCCAUUUUCAAUAGACUGCUGUUCUUCUGGUCGGACCGCAGGAAUCCACAUGAGGUGCAGCCUUCCUAUGCCACCAGAUACGCCAUGACUGGUACUUUGAUGCUGAAGAAAGAGCAGAAGCCAAAAAGAAAUUCGGGAAUUUAACUAGGAAGAGCGAGACUGAGCUCACUGAAGACUGACCAUGCUGUGACAUUCGCUGGCCUCGUUCACUUUAGUUACAGUUCCCGAAUUUUCUUUAAGCAUUGACACCCAAAGAUGACAAGAAAGUCCCCUUGAGUGCUUGUCUCCCUCAUGUCCCUGUCUUGCGUGUGGUACUUGGUGUUCUCUUGCCAACACUGUGUUGACCUGCAGAUACUGUCUCUGCCAGACGAACUCACUUGCUACUCCAGAAAGACCUGCACAUGUCCCUGUUGGCCAGCGGGUUAGCUGAUAGGUUUGGUAAAACUGGUUAUUGAAACAAGAGCCUGGGAGCACAGGGAUGAAUUUUACUUGCACUUUAUAUACGCUUCCUGAUUUGAAAGGAGGAGGUUUGCAAAAAACAAAACAAA
This is a messenger RNA of Lepus europaeus (European hare), 1159 nucleotides long. Its product is annotated as prolyl hydroxylase EGLN3-like. The transcript has a single exon. NCBI's taxonomy places the organism in Eukaryota, Metazoa, Chordata, Mammalia, Lagomorpha, Leporidae. The coding region runs from base 75 to 755 and encodes 226 amino acids. Gene Ontology annotation, biological process: cellular response to hypoxia; peptidyl-proline hydroxylation to 4-hydroxy-L-proline. Gene Ontology annotation, cellular component: cytoplasm; nucleus. Gene Ontology annotation, molecular function: peptidyl-proline 4-dioxygenase activity; ferrous iron binding; L-ascorbic acid binding. The record is from RefSeq and is a predicted model, not a curated record.